CAGCGGUGACGACGGCAAAGAAGUGGGUGGGUCUGGCGACCGCGAUCGGCCAACUGAUACGGCUGAAGCAAGCAAGAAGCAAGGCAAGUAAAAGCAUUUCCGCACAGCACAGCACAGCACAGCGCAGACCAGCAACCAACACCCCCACACCCCUAUCUCCAUCCACACACACACAGGAGCGCCAUGAUGCGCGGCACAAGCGCCACGGCAGUUACUGUGGCCGCGACCCUGUUGUUGGGCGCCUGCCUUUGCGUUGCAGGCGAGCGGCUGAACCAGCAUGUCUCCAACUACGCCGGCAUCAACAUCCACCCGCAGCAGACCUUGUACCAGGGUCGCUACACCCGCGAAACCUACCUCCACGACCAACUGUUUACCCUCAACAUUGCCGCCUUUGACUCGACAUUCCGCUUUGAUCUUGAGCCACACACGUCCCUGCACUCGCCAGACCUGAAGGCGUACGUGUUUGCCGGCGAGGAGCGCACAGAGGUGUCGCUCGACGAUCGCAAGUACUACCGUGGCCACGUCAACUUUAACACGUCCGAGUUUUGCCACUUCCGUGUUGCUGAUGAUGGCACCGUCCACGGCUUCUUCAACUACGAUGGCGACAAGUACGCCGUUGAUCCGGCCGAGUACCACUUUGACGAGCCGCAGGAGUUCAACCACGUCGUGUACCGCCUCAGCGACCACGACUACGUCAACCAGCCCCAGCUUCCGGCCCACUGCGGCGUGACCAAGGCCAUGGCCGACCAGCUCUCCACAGAUGAGCAGGACGAGGCGUACUUUGAGCGUGCCCGCCGCGCCGCCUUUGAUUCCUCAAAGACCGUCUGCAACAUUGGCAUUGUCGCUGACUCGCUCUUCUACACCAACCUCGGCGGCAGCAACGUCGGUCGCACCAUCGACAAGAUGACCCAGCGCUUCGCCAACGUUGAGGAGGUGUAUGAGGAGUACAACACCGUGCGCGACGACUCCGGUGCCGCCACCAUCGGCAUCAGCAUCGGCUACCUCGAGGUCAUUUCCACGCCAAGCAACGACCCGUACAACACGGGCCAGAACUUCAACAACGAUGGCUCGGAGUUCCUGCGCUACUUCUCCAAGAACCCCAACGCCGCCAACAACAUGGUUGCCUGGGAUGACUACUGCAUUGUGCACUGCCUCACCGACCAGGAGUUCAACGACGGCCUUCUUGGUCUCGCCUGGGUUGGCUCCGCUGACAACACCCCCGGUGGCAUCUGCCAGCAGGGCGCAAAGCUCUCCGGUGAAUUCCUCUACACCAACACGGGUUUCUCCACACAGACAAACUUCGGCGCUCGCGUGCCUGAUCUCACAGCGUACCUUGUCAUGGCCCAUGAGAUGGGACACAACUUUGGCUCUGGUCACGACGAGGACGAGCAGACCUCUGGCGGACAGUACCUGAUGUGGCCCGUCUCUGUCGACGGCACGGAGGACAAUAACUACCUGUUCAGCCCGCAGAGCCUGGACACGAUUGCUGCCGUGAUCACGGCCAAGGGCGGAUGCUUCGUGGCGUCGGACGAGCCAACCUGCGGCAACACCGUCCAGGAGGGAACAGAGCAGUGCGACUGCGGAUCCAACGAGGACUUGUGCAGCUCCUUUGACGCGUGCUGCACCACAGACUGCAUGCUCGCCGCUGGCAAGGAGUGCUCUCCACAGCACCGCGAGAACGGCGCUUGCUGCAACGACGACUGCACCAAGAUCACCGACACCAGCCAGGUGUGCCGUGAGGAGACGGUGUGCACCAUGCAGUCCACCUGCACCGCCAACGGCGAGUGCCCGGCCUCCGUUGCCCGCGUCAACAACACCGUGUGCGCCUCGGACAUGUUGUGCAACGAUGGCGUGUGCGCGCGCUCCAUCUGCUACCUGUGGGGUCUGCAGGAGACCACAAACAGCGACAACCCCUGCCUCGUGUACUGCUACAACACCACGCUCGGCACCGCCUCUGCCAAGACCACGGACCAGCUCGGCUCCCCCACCGUGCAGGCGAAGAACCAGGACGGCACUGACUACACCGUCCCCAGCAGCGCCAUUGCCCGCGCCGUGGGUUCCCUCUGCCGCACAGAUAACGGCACGUUCACGGGCCAGUGCUCCGACACCCACGAGUGCGAAUCCAACCGCGGCACAACCUAUUUUGACGACUUUGAGGACUUCCUCAAGAACGCCUCGUUCAACGACCUCAAGGAGUGGGCCCUGCGCACGGACGCGUACAUCCCCAACUGGGGCUGGCUCCUCGUCGGCCUGGGCGUGCUGAUCAUCCUCAUCUCCCUGUGCUGCUGCUUGUCCAACCGGAUGGACAAGAGCAACAAGGUUGUCUGAGCCAGGUUUCAGCCAUACCAAACGUGCUGUGCUUUUACUCGCUGGGAGGACAAGAAAGCACCACAACCACCACCCACCCACACACCCACACACCCACUGCAUACGCAUGUCGCCUGAUGUUUGUCCCUCUUGCACUGCCUGUUGCGGCCUUGUCUCUGUCUUUGUUGUCUGCUUGCUCUUUGUCUGCACCCCUGUUCCUUCCUCCUCCUCCAUAUUCAGUACACCGUUGCUGUUGCUGCUGCCACCGAAUAGUGCACACAAACACACGCGCACACACGCACACACACACCACGUUGCCGCGUUCUCUGUCGAUAUUGCCUGGAAUGGCGUCGUGCCGUGACACCAGCAC
This is a messenger RNA of Salpingoeca rosetta, 2677 nucleotides long. RefSeq lists its product as uncharacterized. Gene Ontology annotation, molecular function: metalloendopeptidase activity. Lineage: Eukaryota; Choanoflagellata; Craspedida; Salpingoecidae. Gene Ontology annotation, cellular component: plasma membrane. The coding region runs from base 184 to 2328 and encodes 714 amino acids. Gene Ontology annotation, biological process: Notch signaling pathway; membrane protein ectodomain proteolysis. The transcript has 14 exons. The record is from RefSeq and is a predicted model, not a curated record.